This is a messenger RNA of Aureobasidium namibiae CBS 147.97, 783 nucleotides long. RefSeq lists its product as uncharacterized. NCBI's taxonomy places the organism in Eukaryota, Fungi, Ascomycota, Dothideomycetes, Dothideales, Saccotheciaceae. Gene Ontology annotation, biological process: regulation of DNA-templated transcription. The record is from RefSeq and is a predicted model, not a curated record. Gene Ontology annotation, molecular function: DNA-binding transcription factor activity, RNA polymerase II-specific; zinc ion binding. The transcript is spliced from 4 exons. Bases 1 to 783 code for a protein of 260 amino acids.
AUGAGUCACUUCUCGCAAAUCGCAUGCGAAGUAUGUCGUACGAAGAAGAGGAAGAUUCCAACCUGUUCUCAAUGCGUCCAUGCCAGCCAGACUUGUACUUAUCCAGGCACCAACAAGAGGGGUCUACCAUCCGGCUACCUGGCCAACAUUGAAGAAAGACUUGCCCAAACAGAAAACGCAUUGUUACAAGCUCUAUCUAUCAUUCACGGAUCAGAAUCUCGACAAGAUUCAAGUCAACCACAUCCGGAAGUAUCGCUCGCACGAACUGAGAGGCCUCGGGAGCUUGAGUUCAACGAAGUUCGGAUUGCCAGAGUUGAAGAGUGGCAAAAUUUCCCACUCGAAACGCUGGAACAACAACAGCACUGGAUGCAUAAUAGACUGGCACCGAACGGAGCACCGACUGCAUCAGACUCAAUCGAGCGCCAACGAGAGACCUUGAAUAUGACGAGCGAAGCGGGCAAACGACAACGCAACCAAGACAAAACUUCGGCAAGAAAAAGACAGAGGUCUGUGUCCGGACUGCGAAACACACCAGAUCUCAAAGCAGGCCAUAGGUUCCAGUCUACCACACCGACAGAAUCUGACAUGCUGUCUACAUACCUCGGGACCGCUGCUUCGAGCCCGCAACGCCAGCAAGCAAACGUUACCUGUCCAGCACUACACCUUACAUCAAGUAUACCUCAAACCAGAGUCUCAGAACAUCCAGGUCCAGGGUCAGAAAAUCCACCGGAGCAGUCCAAAGCCAAGAAACUCGCAACUCUACACUCGCGGAAGUAUUUUUGA